This is a messenger RNA of Malus domestica (apple), 995 nucleotides long. RefSeq names its product PRA1 family protein B1-like. Gene Ontology annotation, biological process: vesicle-mediated transport. The record is from RefSeq and is a predicted model, not a curated record. Gene Ontology annotation, cellular component: endoplasmic reticulum; Golgi apparatus. Lineage: Eukaryota; Viridiplantae; Streptophyta; Magnoliopsida; Rosales; Rosaceae.
UUGAAACUUCCGUACAAAAAAAUCCGGCGAGAGUCCUCUCUAAAUUCGCUCCAUUUAAACAGCGUUCGUUCCCUCUUGUCCCUCUUGAAAUCGAGUACAUUCCUCCAAGACACCGGCCAUUCCACGCGCCAACAAUGGCCUCCCCAGCGACGCUUCCGAUCUCCAACGCCCAAACGACCGUCGGUGCCCAGUCACAGCCUCCGAUCGCCACCCCCGCCUUCCGCGUGUUCAUCUCACGCCUAUCCUCCUCCGUCCGCAACGGCUUCUCGCAGCGCCGCCCCUGGUACGAGCUCGUGGACAGGAGCGCCUUGGCCCGACCCGACUCCCUCACCGAUGCCUACUCCCGGAUCCGCAAGAAUUUCACCUACUUCCGCGUCAAUUACGUGUCCCUACUCACCCUCGUACUCGCCCUCUCUCUCCUCACCCAUCCCUUCUCCCUCAUCGUCCUACUCUCGCUCCUCGGCGCGUGGGCUUUCCUCUACCUGUUUCGAGCGUCCGAUCAGCCGCUCGUCAUCCUCGGCCGCACUUUCUCCGACGCCGAAACCCUCAUCGGGCUCGUCGUGUUGACCGUGGUCGUCAUCUUCAUGUCCAGCGUCGGCUCGCUCCUGAUCUCGGGUUUGUUGAUCGGAUUCGCCAUUGUUUGCGCGCACGGUGCGUUUAGGGUUCCGGAUGACCUCUUUCUCGACGAUCAAGAGCCCGCCAACGCCGGAUUUCUCUCGUUCCUUGGUGGCGCUACCUCCUCCGCCGCUGCCGUCCCUGGACGUGUCUAAUUGAAUCUCGCCGCAACCAUGGUGAGACCAUAUCUUUUUUGUACUGAUCUGUGCAAUUGAUAUUCUUGUAGGAUUAUAAAAACUUAAUCUGAUUGCGGAAUUUUAGAGCGGAAAUUCUAGGGUUUCAUGUAGAUUUGAUCUGAAAUUUGUAUUUCUGUUUUAUUUAUUUAGUCAAAUUUUGAUGCUGAUGAAUUUAGAUAUUAAUUCAUGUUUAUAUUCUGAUUA